CACAGAGUAAUCUCAUGACCAAUCACUAAUUUAUCUGACGAUUGGUAAUCCAUCGACAUUCCUGAAACCAAUCAAGUACCUAACCGCAAAACAUAGUGUUCUUCAGCAAACGCUUCUUGACCGCGAGGCUGGCCCCAUUGUCCCAACGCGGUAAUUCUCUAAUGACCAUUUCAACAUGCUUAUACUUUGUCAUAUCGGAUAUUGCAAAUCAGUGCGGACUUAUCCAACAGCAUCUUAAUAGACAUCAACGACCGAAACUUACAACAGCCAGCAAACAUGCCGAGUGAUCUGAUUUUCAUCACAGGCGGUACUGGCCUCAUCGGCAUCAAAACCAUCCACUUAGCCCUUCAAGCCGGCUACUCCGUCCGUGCAGCAGUCCGCUCCCAAGCAAAGGCAGAUGCCAUCCUAGCUACCCCAACUGCCCAAGCCAUCAAUCCUGGACCCCGACUUUCUUUCAUCAUCGUCCCAGACAUCCUCGCAGACAACGCUUACGACGAGGCAGUCCUUGGCGUCAAAUUCAUCAUCCACUGCGCAUCCCCCAUAAUCAAAGGCGAAGGCUUCACACCUGAUCAAUAUGAAAGCGAUCUCAUUGCUCCAGCACUGAAAGGCACCUUGUCCAUCUUGACAGCAGCAUACAAGACACCGGGCAUCCAGCGCAUCGUCAUCACGUCCUCCGAAGUAGCUAUCAUCCCCUGGGAAGAAUUCAUCUCCAAGGAAGUCGACACCGUGUUCGACGACACGUACAAGAUUCCUUUCCCAGCCGGUCCGUACAGCAAUCCAUUCGAGGCAUAUGCUGCAAGCAAAGUCCGUGCAUUGCUCGCUACAAAUGAAUUUGUGAAGGAGAAGAAUCCGAAAUGGGAUAUCAUCAAUAUCAUGCCUUCGUUUACCAUUGGCGACAAUGAGAUGAUUACUGAUCCAAAGAAAAUCUCCGAUGGCACAGUCGCAGCUGCUAUUGCACAAGUUCUUGGUGGUGAUAGUGGAUGGGGAGCCGUCCCAAGCACCAGCGUCCAUGUCGCGGACGUUGCGCGAUUACAAGUCGAGUCUCUGGAUGCCAAGAUUGCAGGGAACCAGAACUUCUUAGCAGUGUCUGAAGGAGAGAGAGGUACAAGGUGGGAGGAAGCGAUUGAGAUUGUUAAUCGGAAUUUCCCUGAGGCUGUCAAGAAGGGAAUUUUGCCGAACAAUGGGCCUGCUACUACUAAGAGGACAAAGGUCGAUGCUAGUCGUACCGAGGAGGUCUUCGGAUUUAAGUUCCAGAGCUACGAGGAACAGGUUAAGAUUGUUGUGAAUCAAUACUUGUCACUGGUUGGUGAGCCGGCUGCGUAGAGCUAGAUGUGGGUAAAGCUGAAUGCUAGAAUUAAAUAUUUGUCCCUUG
Cadophora gregata is the source of this 1372-nucleotide messenger RNA. RefSeq lists its product as uncharacterized. Bases 277 to 1323 code for a protein of 348 amino acids. Gene Ontology annotation, molecular function: oxidoreductase activity, acting on the CH-OH group of donors, NAD or NADP as acceptor. The transcript is spliced from 2 exons. NCBI's taxonomy places the organism in Eukaryota, Fungi, Ascomycota, Leotiomycetes, Helotiales, Ploettnerulaceae. The record is from RefSeq and is a predicted model, not a curated record.